UAGACAUAUAGAACCAAUUUUUGUUCUUAUCAUCCAAAGAAGGUCAUCUUCACUUGACUUUGUAUCAAGACUAGUUUUAUCUUAAUUUAUCCUUCUGUGAUUUAUUAAUUAAUUCAAUCAAUUAAAUUUAAAAAUGAGUUUAUUAAGACGUGGUGUGGUUCUUGCCAACCGUAUCACCCCUAUGAUUCAAAGUCAUAGAGGUUUGGAGCUGAGCGAGCCCAUGGUUGGAUCACUAGCUGAUAAAAGCCAGCAAAAAAGGUAUGCUUCUCAAUCAUCCGGUUCCGUUAAAAACGGCAAAAUAGUUGCUGUUAUCGGUGCUGUUGUAGAUGUACAGUUUGAUGAUGGAUUACCACCUAUCCUCAAUGCUUUGGAGGUUGAGAAUCGUAAACCCAGGCUGGUUCUUGAAGUUGCUCAGCACUUGGGUGAAGGUGCAGUGAGAACCAUUGCCAUGGAUGGUACAGAAGGUUUAGUUAGAGGUCAAUCAGUUUUGGAUACUGGUGCACCCAUUACCAUCCCUGUAGGGCCUGAGACCUUGGGCAGAAUUAUGAAUGUCAUUGGAGAACCCAUCGAUGAAAGGGGCCCAAUCAAUACUGAUAAAUUUUUAGGUAUUCAUCAAGAUGCUCCUGCAUAUACUGAAAUGAGUGUCGAGCAAGAAAUUCUGGUAACCGGUAUUAAAGUCGUCGAUCUUUUGGCUCCUUACUCUAAAGGAGGUAAAAUUGGUCUUUUCGGCGGUGCUGGUGUCGGUAAAACUGUAUUGAUUAUGGAACUUAUCAACAACGUUGCUAAGGCCCAUGGUGGUUACUCUGUAUUUGCUGGUGUCGGAGAAAGAACUCGAGAAGGUAACGAUUUGUACCACGAAAUGAUUGAAGGUGGUGUCAUCAGUCUUAAAGACAAAUCAUCAAAGGUCGCCCUUGUAUACGGUCAAAUGAACGAACCUCCCGGAGCUCGUGCUCGAGUCGCUUUGACUGGUCUUACAGUUGCUGAAUAUUUCCGAGAUCAAGAAGGUCAAGAUGUGCUUCUUUUCAUUGAUAACAUUUUCAGAUUCACUCAAGCCGGUUCAGAAGUAUCUGCUUUGUUAGGUCGUAUUCCAUCAGCUGUCGGUUAUCAACCAACUCUCGCUACUGACAUGGGUUCUAUGCAGGAACGAAUUACAACCACUAAAAAGGGAUCAAUUACUUCAGUACAAGCUAUCUAUGUACCAGCUGAUGACUUGACUGAUCCUGCUCCUGCCACCACUUUCGCUCACUUGGACGCCACCACUGUACUUUCUCGAGGUAUUGCUGAAUUGGGUAUCUACCCUGCUGUCGAUCCUCUCGAUUCAACCUCACGUAUCAUGGACCCAAAUAUCGUCGGAGAUGAACAUUAUGGAGUUGCUCGAGGUGUCCAAAAGAUCCUUCAGGAUUACAAAUCUCUUCAAGAUAUUAUUGCCAUUUUAGGUAUGGACGAAUUGAGCGAAGAAGAUAAAUUGACUGUGUCAAGAGCUCGUAAAAUCCAGCGAUUCCUCUCACAACCUUUCCAGGUCGCUGAAGUUUUCACCGGUCAAGCCGGAAAAUUUGUACCAUUAGCAGAGACAAUUAAGGGCUUCAAGGCUAUUCUUGCUGGAGAAUAUGAUCAUCUUCCUGAAGUUGCAUUCUACAUGGUUGGCCCAAUCGAAGAAGUUGUAGAGAAAGCACAAAAACUUGCUUCUGAGGCUAAUUAAGAUCAUCCACUAGUUAAGUUAAAUUCCUGAAAGAUUUUAAUUGAAAAGAAACUCAUUAAUAAAUCAGAUGGUAUACAUAAGAUCUAAAUCAACCAAACUGAUUGUACUCCUAUUGAGAUAAAACUAGGGUCUCUUGGAAGUUGUUCAUAUAAGUCUUUAAAAAUAAAACGAUUGUUUCUUUUAA
This is a messenger RNA of Tetranychus urticae (two-spotted spider mite), 1883 nucleotides long. RefSeq names its product ATP synthase, beta subunit (gene ATPsynbeta). Gene Ontology annotation, molecular function: ATP hydrolysis activity; proton-transporting ATP synthase activity, rotational mechanism; ATP binding. NCBI's taxonomy places the organism in Eukaryota, Metazoa, Arthropoda, Arachnida, Trombidiformes, Tetranychidae. Gene Ontology annotation, cellular component: proton-transporting ATP synthase complex. Gene Ontology annotation, biological process: proton transmembrane transport; proton motive force-driven mitochondrial ATP synthesis. The record is from RefSeq and is a predicted model, not a curated record.